CUUUCUGACAACUAACGCUUCAUGUUACUGAGUUAGCCCAUCAGACUGUUUUGAUUAAAUAACUUGUUAAUAAAAUAUUUUUUAGCUGAGACUAUAACAUAUCAUUAGAACAUGGGAGCAGAAGAUGAAGUACUCAAAAUUGGAAAGAAAUUAGAAAAGCUUAUUUCCAGCAAUACGGCUGACCAUACUUCAGCAUUAGACUUGCUCAAAUCUUUGAGAGAUUCAAAAAUGACUCUUGAAGUCUUGCAGAAAACUAGAAUUGGUAUGACGGUGAAUAACCUCCGCAAAGCAAGCAGCAAUGAUGAAGUUGUAACUCUGGCAAAAACCUUAAUUAAAAAUUGGAAAAAACUUUUGCCAGCAGAAAGUCCUAGUGGCCUCAGUAGAUCUACCUCCCGCUCAUCUGGAGAUGCAAGCAGUCAGAGGAUGGACGAAACUUCCAAUGAUGGCACAGACGAAGGGAAAAGUCAAGGGGAGAAAGAUAGUUUAAUUCAAAGUAAAACUCAUAACACAACAGAUGCUGUUCGUAUAAAAUGUAGAGAUCUCUUAUUGGCAGCUUUGAAAGUCAGCGAAAUCCCAGAAGGUGCCCAUGACCCAGAAGAGUUAUCAGCGGCAAUAGAAGAUGCAAUAUUUGAAGAGUUUGGUAACACAGACAUGAAGUAUAAAAAUCGGGUGAGAAGUCGAGUGGCCAACUUAAAAGACUCAAGAAAUCCACAGCUGAGACAAAAUGUCCUGAUUGGACUCAUCUCUGCACAGCACAUCGCAGCGAUGACCGCUGAGGAAAUGGCAAGCAAAGAGAUGAAACAAUUGAGAGAAAAACUGACCAAAGAGGCCAUCAAUGACCACCAGAUGGCUAAAACAGGAGGGACAACAACUGACCUGUUUAAAUGUGGCAAAUGUCAUAAGAAGAACUGUACAUACAACCAGGUCCAGACAAGAAGUGCUGAUGAGCCUAUGACCACCUUUGUGUAUUGUAAUGAGUGUGGCAACAGAUGGAAGUUUUGCUGAUCCACCUGGUGUGCUAUGGAGGAAGAAGUACUGGAUGUAUCCAUCUCCACUAUGUUGUGUGACACACAGUUGUCCAAUGUGUAUAGGCUGCUUGCACACCUAUAUUUUCCACAUUUGAUAUGGAAACAUUGUGAACAAUCCCUGAGAAAACAAGGAAGAUUUUAUCAGUUAUCUCUUUAGGAUAGAUAGGAUUGGACGUUGAUUCAAAGUUCGUCGACUUCAAAUUUAGGACUUUAAUUACAAAGUGUGUGCAAGUGGUUUUGUUUUCAUUUGUUUCUAAGAUGCACUCUACAGUAAGUCUUUGAAUGAAUUAAAAUAUCUUAAGAAUACAAUUUGUUGCAUAAAAAUUGUCAUGUUUGCAUAUUAACUAGCUCAGUACAGAUUUUUUUAUAACUGGCAUGCAAGUUGGGUUGCAGGACUGGAUAAAGUUUAUGAACCUUUACUUAAGGCAAUAUUUGACUGUUCAAAUAUCUAUUUUCUUUGGCUAAAUGCUGAAAUAAGUUCUGAGUUUUAGUUCUUGGAGAAAAAUAUUCUGGUGAUAUAGUAGAACUGGUUUUUUUUUAGAUUUCCUGCAACAUGUUUAGUUGAAACAUGUAUGACAUGCUUCUGUCAACACAUAAGCCCCUACCCAACAUUUAACUUUUGCAUUUAUGUUUUAUAAGCUUCAUAUGUGUUUGAGGAACUAGAUUUCUUCAAGGAAAAAAAUGUUUUUCUCCCCUCAAAAUAAUUUCUAGAAGGAAUGAUGAUAGGUUUUAUUCUGUAACAUGUCUGACUCUAUCAGGUUAAAGUUUUCUUUCUUAGCCAAUUCAGUUUUUGAAUCACUAGACUAACGUCUAUAUGUCUGGGGGCUCUUUCACCCAUCACAAGAUGGGGCUAGUCUAGACCAUCACAAGGUGGGGCUAGUCUAGUCCAUCAAAAGGUAGGUCUAGUCUAGUCCAUCUUGUUACCAGUCAAACGUACACCCUAAUGUUUUCAUUGUCAAACAGGAAUGUUGAUCCCCUGUAACAGUGAGACCUAGACAUUUUCAUGUAAAUAACCUUUUCUUCGUAUUUCUGUUCUUUUGUAGCAGAUACUCAAAUGGAUUGUUCUUAACUGUAGCAUGUCUAUUCACUAUAUUUGUAAUUAGUUUCACUUAAAGUGCUUGUUAGGAUUACUUCAUGCACACACUGAUGAGGUUUUUGGGCAGUCCUAAACCCCUUACACACAGAACAAAACUAUAACAUUUUGGACAGUCCCUGCCCUACAGACCAAAGCUAUAACAUUUCGGACAGUCCCUGCCCUACAGACCAAAACUAAAACAUUUUGGACAGUCCCUUCCCUACAGACCAAAACUAUAACAUUUUGGACAGUCCCUGCCCUACAGACCAAAGCUAUAACAUUUUGGACAGUCCCUUCCCUACAGACCAAAGCUAUAACAUUUUGGACAGUCCGUGCCCUACAGACCAAACUAUAACAUUUUGGACAGUCCCUUCCCUACAGACCAAAACUAUAACAUUUUGGACAGUCCCUUCCCUACAGACCAAAGCUAUAACAUUUUGGACAGUCCCUGCCCUACAGACCAAAGCUAUAACAUUUUGGACAGACCCUGCCCUACAGACCAAAGCUAUAACAUUUUGGACAGUCCCUGCCCUACAGACCAAAACUAAAACAUUUUGGACAGUCCCUUCCCUACAGACCAAAACUAAAACAUUUUGGACAGUCCCUGCCCUACAGACCAAAACUAAAACAUUUUGGACAGUCCUAAACCCCUUACACACAGAACAAAACUAUAACAUUUUGGACAGUCCCUGCCCUACAGACCAAAACUAAAACAUUUUGGACAGUCCCUGCCCUACAGACCAAAACUAAAACAUUUUGGACAGUCCCUGCCCUACAGACCAAAACUAAAACAUUUUGGACAGUCCCUGCCCUACAGACCAAAACUAAAACAUUUUGGACAGUCCCUGCCCUACAGACCAAAACUAAAACAUUUCGGACAGUCCCUUCCCUACAGACCAAAACUACAACAUUUUGGACAGUCCCUGCCCUACAGACCAAAACUAAAACAUUUUGGACAGUCCCUUCCCUACAAGACAAAACUAAAACAUUUUGGACAGUCCCUGCCCUACAUCCACCAUUCCCCAUAUGAUUGCUAGCUUCGGAAAAGUAAAUCAGUAGGUUAAGGGUAUAUCAAUACUUCUAAAUUCUAGCAUGAGAAGAUGUUGAUAGUAUUAGAUUAAUCCUACCUAGACAAUAUAAUAAUAUCACCAUGCAGGAUGUUGUACAUACACAAUUGUUUUAUUCUGUUGAAUGUGAUGUUGAGCUGCUAGAUAAUUAGUUCAUUAAUUAAUUACAGCUCAUUCAUUUUGUUUUCUUAAAAUUUUUAAAAAGUAAUUUUGUAUGUAAAUACUAAAUCAAAUUAAAUGGAAAGAUUAAAUAUUUCUAUAAUUUGAACUUGAUGUUGCAUUAAAAAUAAAGGAGUAAAAAAGAUGUUGUUUCCUUUGUUGAUAGUAAUAAUAAUAAAAACUGGUCAUUUUC
This is a messenger RNA of Physella acuta, 3522 nucleotides long. Its product is annotated as transcription elongation factor S-II. The record is from RefSeq and is a predicted model, not a curated record. NCBI's taxonomy places the organism in Eukaryota, Metazoa, Mollusca, Gastropoda, Physidae. Gene Ontology annotation, molecular function: zinc ion binding; nucleic acid binding. Gene Ontology annotation, biological process: DNA-templated transcription; transcription elongation by RNA polymerase II. Gene Ontology annotation, cellular component: nucleus.